Heterobilharzia americana is the source of this 2775-nucleotide messenger RNA. The record is from the annotation of a GenBank genome assembly. Lineage: Eukaryota; Metazoa; Platyhelminthes; Trematoda; Strigeidida; Schistosomatidae.
GAAGAGCGUUCAUUGACUGGAACUCGUCUGCAAAAAUAAUGGCAGCACCUCCUUCGUUUAUUGCAGACAGUGAAAUACUGGGCAGUCGCAGAGAUAACUAAGGCAAAAAUUAACACACGCUAAUAGUCUACAUUCCUUUUCAUUAGAGUCUGACCCCAUCGUUGUUUUAGUUGGUGGGACGACCUCCAUUUUAUCUCUUUGUUUGUAACUGUUAUCGUUCGUUUGUCUUUGGUUGUACUGCAAUGCCAUCGAAGAAGAAGGCACAAGAAACAGUAGCACGAGGUCGAAGCAAGUCUGUUGGUCGAAAUACAUCGAAAGGUCGUUCACACACGCCAGCGUCUCCACGAUCCCGGUCGAGAACACCUACAAGACGGGCACGAACGCCUGCUUCAGAAUCGAAAGUUAGACGGAGGCGCUCUCCUAGCACUGAGCCCAGCGAGGAGUCUAGCAGAAGUUCCACUAAACUAACAAAGCGCAUUGAGGCUUUAGUUGACCGUCCUGUUCAAACUGCUCCAUCGAAACCAAACAUUAACAACUCCGGAUUGUCGCGUUUUUCUCAAGGAAUUAUCAAGAAGAUAGAGUUGGAACAACUAACUCACUUUCAUCCAGAAGGGUAUGUUCAAAAGCGAGAAAUCAUUCAAUCUCAGAGGUCGCUGCCUUUAACUCCACACCUAACAAAUUAUCGGAAGACCUUCUUCAGCCCAACUGUUGUUGGAACCAUCCAGCUCAUCUUCAUUGUACCAUUCGUAUAUUGGCUAAAUCUGCUCGUUUUUGUACCAGUUUCAGUGGGUGAUUAUUCUGACGAAGUCAAGAGCUUAUGGGGACCUGCUUAUCCGCUGCUUGGUGUUUUAUGGCCAAUUGACUGGUGUGUUUAUAUCAAUGUUCAAAGUUUUGGAUUCGUUUUUAUUUAUCUUUUAUUGCACUUCUUGAUUGCCCGUUUUCUACCACUUGGUGUGCGCGCAAGUACAGGCUUUCGAAAUACUGACUACUAUUGCAACGGCUUGAUAUCCUUUGUCAUUUUCGUUGGAUUGUAUUGUUUUGCGCAACUGUCCGAAUAUUCUACGACCAGAAAUUUCAAACCAAGUACAAUGCUUCCAAAUCUCUGGCUUAGUCUACUUACUUCAGCGUGUGUGGCUUCUUUUGUAAUAUCGCUGAUGGCCUUUUUUGCUUCACGAACGGUCGUGCGUCAUACGAGACAAUCGGCAGCUAAACCAAGUAAUGUGUUCGUCGAUUUGUGGUACGGUCGAUACUCAAGACCUCAGUGGUUUGGUAUAGAUUGGAAAAUGAUCAUAAUACGCUCGGGAUUAACAGCAUUACCUCUAAUAGACAUGGUUUAUAUUUUCGGACAAUAUGAUAAGUAUGAGCGUAUUAGUCCAGCUCUUGCUGCUCACGCAUUAAUGCAUGCCUUAUGGGUGCUUGAUUUUUUCAUCUUUGAGGAUGCCUUCGCACACACUUAUGAAGCUCAAUCCGUGACAUUUGGUUCAAGUUUUGUUGUCGGUCAACUUGUUGCUUUACCAUUUACGUAUUCCAUAACAAGUUCAUUUUUGUCAUCGAGACCUGAUGUGGGCAGGCUACCCUCAAGUCCUUCAAAACGUAGCUGUAAUCCGUACACAACUGGCAUAUCUGUUAUUGCGUUUCUAAUGGGACUAUGGAUACACCGGGGAUCUAACAACCAGAAAGACAGGUUCCGACGUGAUCCCAACCACCCAUCUUUCAGUAGUAAGUUUAUCUUAAAACGUGUUAGUAAUGAGUUUAAAGCACGGCUUUUUAGUGCAUAGUUUUGCGGUUCUUAUCCUGUUUUCAAAAUAUCAGUGCUCAUGGAAUUGAAAAUUUUUAUUUUACAGUAAUCGUAAGCAUUGUGUUAAAAGUUUUCAGUACUACAAGAUAUCUGUGACCUAUUUCGUAUGCGAAUUACUGUCCAGUCAAUGUCUAAUCUCAUUCUGGAAUAGCCAUUAAACAUAAAGGUGUUAACCAUGUGACCAAUACUGUUAUCCUCUGUGAAAGUAUCAUGUAGGCAAUAUGGUAUAGUUGGGCGUGAUGUACUGGGUGAAUCAUUGAGUUGAAGUUUUAGAAAUCCGUCGACAUGUUGGCGCGUCUAACCCAUUUCAACAGAGGUACAGAAAAAGGGGAUUAUACCAUAACGUAGCACCAGUCUAGAACCGUGAGUCAUUUGAACAACUUGGAAUCCUCUGGACACUUAACCGACAACUGCUACAUUGACGCGGUGUGGGUUCUCUUUAUCCGGUGUUUGAACAACCCACACAGUCAGUCCUUUGGAUAACCGAAAUCGGCGACAGUAAUCCAGUCGUUGAUCACGUUUGUUUUGACGAACUACACAGUUUUUAUCGGUGAUUUAAGAACUUACUAGCCUGUUAAAAUAUGUCUUAGGAAUAACAAAUCCUUCAAAAUGAUCAACCAUACAGCGAUUGUAUUUAUUAUCAUUUCAUGUCCCACGUGUUUUUCGCAAACGAAUAUCUUUUAAUGCAGAUGUGGGUAGGAAAUUGACUAGGUUUGUCUCGUUAUCCAAUCAUUAAGGUGUGGGUAGAAGCCAAUCCAACACAUGUCUGACGAGUCAUGUAGGUUUCGGGGGCGCAUGUAUGUAGUUCAUGGUGCACAAUACAUUUACUGAACCGGACUAACUGGAAGAUUGGUGAAAUAGUUGCUAAUAAAAUGAGCAAGGUCUUUCGCACUCGGGUUAACUUUUCUUCUCCUGAGCAUGUACUGAACUCUUUUGUGUAUUUCAAUCUUGUAGAUGCUGAGAUUGUUGCUGGUCCC